AUGGCGCCCUGCGUAUUGCGUAGCUGCAUAAAUAUGUCCCAGGCAAUCAGCUGGUCGAAGGCUGUGUUGUUUUUGAAGAGAGGGAACAUGACUGCUUGCCGGUCACCUCCGGGUUUCCGAAGUUGUCAUUCGUAUGGCCAACCGAAACUAAGCCCACAAGAGGUAUCUUCAAUCCUUCGAAUCAAUGAAGUUUCGUACGACGUCAGCACUUCCUCCAUCAGAGCGUACGAUGCCAAUCAACUUUCGUCCAACAUCCCCAUCGAAGAUCGCAUCUGUGUGGCUCGCUGCCGUUACACCACGGGAAUGCUAUUCGGGGUAUUUGAUGGACACGGGGGUCCAGAUGUGGCGGAACUCGUCAGCCAGAGGCUCUUUGACUACAUAGCCCUGACUCUGCUACCGAUCCCCAUCCUGCGGGACCUGAUCGAGUCCGACUCGAACUUUUAUGGGAAAUUGACAGAAACUUAUUCCGAGACGGAUCUGUCCCCCAAGCUCAUGGAAAUCCAUGAGAAUAGUUUGAGAAAGUAUGCGAUUGAAAUCCUGGAAUCGCAGAGCGAGAGUUUCGACUUUGAAAUGCAGAAUGCUCUGUCUCGUGCUUUCCUGAAGUUGGACUCUGACCUAUCGGAAGAGAUCCGAGAAGCCGCCCACGAGGACAUGGACUUGCUGGCCAUGGCCAUCAUGGGUGCCUGUGCUUGUGUUGCACACAUCGACGGCUCUCACCUGCACAUUGCCACGAGUGGCGAUUGCCGAGCCGUCUUAGGGAUCAUGUCGGACGCCAACAAGUGGAUCUGCAAGCCCCUGUGUCUCGAGCACAACACGGACAACGUCGAUGAGAUGAGACGCAUCCUCUCCGAGCACCCCAAGUCGGAAAUGAACACAGUCAUCAAGAACGAGCGACUGCUGGGCCAGCUGGCACCCCUCAGAGCCUUUGGAGACUACCCCUACAAGUGGAAGACAGCGCUCCAGAAGAAGCUCCUGCUUCCAGUGUUCGGCUCCGGCAUCAUCCCCCCCAAUUACUACUCUCCCCCUUACCUGACUGCCAGGCCCGAAGUGUUCCACCACCACCUGACGGCCCGAGACAAGUUCCUGAUUGUGGCCACCGACGGACUCUGGGAACAGAUGCUGCCCCACAAAGUCGUCAAGUUCGUCGGCGAGCACAUGAGCGGGAAGCAGACUCUGGAUCUGUUGAGACUCCCUCGCAAGCAAAUGCGGCUGGAAGAGAUUAACGAGAUCCUCAUGCAGCGGCACAUCGGACUUUCCAAGAAGCCCAUUGACACCAACGCAUCCACCCAUCUCAUCAGAAAUGCUCUCGGAAGGACUGAGUAUGGUGUCGAGCACAGUCGCCUCUCGGCCAUGUUGUCCCUGCCGGACGACAUGGUCAGGAAUUUCAGGGACGAUAUAUCAGUUAUAGUUGUCUACUUCGACACGGAUUAUCUCCGCCACAGUCCCGCAGAGUGACACUGAAAGAAUUUGUGGUCAAGAAAUUGUUUUCCUAUGAUUCUGUUCAUUGCAUGUUAAUCCAGAGAUUUAAUGUUAUCUUCAAAUGUAAAUUAAUUUAUUUUUAGUAUAAAAAAUGGUUGCAUUUCAUUCAUAUGCCCUAUAUGUUGAUGGAUAUUUUCCACCUGAACCGAGCAUGAGUGAUAUUUGAUACACAAGAACUUCCCUGUGUUA
Uloborus diversus is the source of this 1668-nucleotide messenger RNA. It is a transcript of the gene Pdp, whose product is annotated as pyruvate dehydrogenase [acetyl-transferring]-phosphatase 1, mitochondrial-like. The transcript is spliced from 2 exons. Gene Ontology annotation, molecular function: cation binding; protein serine/threonine phosphatase activity. Bases 1 to 1455 code for a protein of 484 amino acids. Lineage: Eukaryota; Metazoa; Arthropoda; Arachnida; Araneae; Uloboridae. Gene Ontology annotation, biological process: protein dephosphorylation. The record is from RefSeq and is a predicted model, not a curated record.